Toxorhynchites rutilus septentrionalis is the source of this 9749-nucleotide messenger RNA. RefSeq lists its product as uncharacterized. The coding region runs from base 183 to 4379 and encodes 1398 amino acids. Gene Ontology annotation, cellular component: nucleus. The transcript has 7 exons. The record is from RefSeq and is a predicted model, not a curated record. Gene Ontology annotation, biological process: regulation of transcription by RNA polymerase II. Lineage: Eukaryota; Metazoa; Arthropoda; Insecta; Diptera; Culicidae. Gene Ontology annotation, molecular function: protein binding; RNA polymerase II transcription regulatory region sequence-specific DNA binding.
UUAGUAUAAGCGUAUUUUCUUGACUGAAUUCACCAUAGUCCGGACUUUUUCCUCUCUGCUCUUUUCUUUUAGCCUUUUUAUUUAUUUAUUUCAUACUCCACGGUUGUUGGUUUUCUGCGCCAAUCGUAGUACAAAAAAGUGUAGCUAAGCGUAGCUAAAAGUCAGGCUUCGAGGCCUUAGUUAUGAGUGACCUAUCAACCAAUAUUUGUUUUGAUGCAUUAUCAGUGCUGAAUAGCAAUGUGCAGCUGGUCGAAAAUGUGUGCAGCAUCUGUGGAGCGUCACAUUACACCCAAAAUUGUCCAGAGUUUGCCAAGGGAGAUCAUAUCAAAGACAAACCCUCGCUCAACCUCUCAAGGUCAUCGGUUCCCAAUGGGCUCCUGAUAAUGGAUGCUGCCGAUGGCAGCAGUUGUGUGGUGACGUCACAAAAGUUUGCGAAAGGAACACGAUUCGGGCCGAUGCUGGCACAGAAGUCAUACACGCCGAUCAAGAAUAUACCUUUCCCACUGGUUCUGUUCUCCACGCCGUUCUACUAUGGGAACGAGUUCGAUUUCGAUUUGCAGACGCUGCUUAACGGUCGGAACGUGUAUCUGGACACGAGGAUUGAAAGCAAGUGCAACUGGAUGAUACACGUUAGCCUGGCACGAUUCUCCAACGAGCAGAAUCUAAUCUGCUACCAGGAAAAUGAUGAAAUAUACUACACCGCAAUUAAGGACAUCGAGUUGGGUGACAUCCUGCGGGUUUGGUACUCACGUAGCUACGCGGCCAAGAUAGGCGCAACCCUGCUAGAGCCGAGCUCGUAUGACCUCUGCAAUAACAUUCUUCGAUCGGUCAGCUUAGACUAUGGUUUCGAUCUGGAUCAGAAUCAAAACUACGUGGAAAAUUUCCCGUCGACGUCAACGGCGUCAUCGUCUAGCACAACCGUUCCGCAAGAUGUCCUGAUGACCAGUGGUAGUGACGUGAAUAACAAUAGCAGUUCCUUAAGCACAGCCAUGAUGAGCAGUGGGGAGAUGGUUUCAAGCUACGAUAAAAUCUCGUUGCCACCGAUUGAUAGUCUCAUGAAGAAUACGUCACCCAAGUAUACCAAUCACUAUCACAUGUUCGAUCUGGACUUGAUCACCUCGAGUGUGGCCUCGCAAUCAUGCGAUGAUUUCAGUCAUUUUAACCCACCAGCACAAAUGCACCAUUCUAGUCAGCAUCAGUCUUCGCCACAGACCCAGUUUCAGCAUCAUGCGUCAACGAUUCAGUCACACCCGCUGGUUGAUCCCGGCUCUUAUUCGAGCUAUCAAACGCUUCCGGAGGACACUCUGAGUCCAGCCGAUUUGAUUAAUAUUUCACUGGGGGCUAGCGAUAUGAACAUCUCGUUUGACUCGUUCGGCACCAGCACAAUGAUCGGGUACGAUGGGGGAAGCAGUAGCGGUAGUAAUCUGGGAGAUUCCGGCAUUAGUGUCGGGGGCGGUCCGGGAAUGGAGAAAUUGCACAGCCGAUACUCAUCGUCCACAGACUCUUUGGCGACGCUGAACGAGAGCCUGGCGAUGGUAUCGGCCACGCCAGCACCAUCCAUAUCCGGAGCAAAUGGGACCGAUCCGGACGCCGAUAAAAAGUAUCCAUGUGAGAUUUGCCUGCGGAAGUAUAUGACUAAAUCCAACCUGGACAAACACAUGCGCAAGCAUAAUUUGUUCUUGUGUGUGUUCUGUAUGAAGCUGUUUCAAUUGGCUGAGGAACUCAAGAAUCAUGAAUGCACUGAACGCAAAUCAAAGACAGCUUAUCUGCAUUGCCCCAAAUGUUUAAAAGUGCUCUCCAAUUCGUGGUCACUGCAGCGUCACAUGAAGAUUCACAAAGACCCUAACGAAAGUGUGCUGAGCAGCACGGAGGAGUCGGCUGAUAAGAUACUUUCGGAACCAAAAGAGGAUCCAGUGUUAGAGGAGAUCGAAUCCACACCAUUGGAGGAGUUGAAAGCAAGCCUGGAUCCCCUUGAUGGGCCAAGCGACAGCUUGCUGUUGGCAGAUGAAACGAGUGAUGUUCUGAUCGAACCGGAAUCGAUGUCCGUGCAGGAAAUGGAAGUCGAACCAGUGUUCGAGCACACUCAAACGAUACCGGCGGCAAUAAUACCGAGCAUCACAACGAUACCGAUCACUAAUACCACAUCGAGUCAGGAUAUGAUUACAGAUGUACAAGCGGCCAACGGCAAACAACUGUACAAGUGCAUCGUAUGCGCCAAACUGUUCAAAAAUCCAAACGCAUUGGAAAAGCAUUUGAGGAAAGUUCAUACGGUUUACACCGUUUCGAAUGACUACAAAUCGGAGAAGAAAGUGUUAACGCAAAUUAACCAGAAAAAAACUUCACCGAUCAAACCUGCAAUCGCCAAAGCACUUGCUACAAAGUUAUCCCAGAAAAAUAAGAAGAUCGAAGCGGUGGCGGCCACUGCAAUAAAUACAUCCAAUUCUACUGUCACCGUAGUUUCGGAACAACCGGUUCAUGUGCCACGACAAUAUAAUAAAAAGAAACAUUUGAACAGAUUGACCGCUUCAACGACGGCACCGUCAAUACCCAUGCAAAUGGCGCCUCUGUCAACGAUGCCGUCGACGGCUCCGACGUUAGUCUCGGGAAGUCCCGGUCCAACAGCCACCAGUCCUAACAAAUCUCACAGCAUUAUCAUAAUCUCCAAUCUCGAGCUAACCAACAACAACCUUAUCGAUACUAGUCAACUGUUUCUGAACCAAAACAGCAACGCUCUAGGCAAUAAGAUAGAUGUUAAAGUAUUAAACUCAACCGAUAAGUUACCAAAGCUGGUGCCAAUCUCAAACCACGGCUCACACCAUCAUCACCAUCAACAUCAUCAGUCAACGGCGCUUCUUCCACCACCACCUCCACCGCCAAGCGCUCCUCAAGCAAUCCCAACCAGCCAAUUUCAAGCUGUAUCUAUUCCGUGUCUCCACCCUACGACAACCUUAGCGAGUGGUGCUGGUGGUGGUGGUGGCGGCACCGCCGUCGGCAAUUCAAUUCUUCUCGAAGGGCUCACGUCACCCCAUUCGGGAUCCAUGAUCGAAAACGGUGGCUUCGUCGACGAGAACAGCCAUAUGAUUACCACCGAAUCUUCCCCGAUCGCAGCCGGUGGUGAACCUCAGCUUUUAACCCUAUCAUCCAUCAAGAGCAACGAGAAUCAACAGCAACAACCGUUAGCUCCGACCGUGGAUCAGACAUCCGAAUCGAUGAACGUAGGCUUCCUCAGUCCAGAAGAGCUCUCUGCGGAUCUCAACGAUAACAUCAACUGCUACGAUGGUGACAGUGAUAGUGCCCAACUAACAACCCUCACCAGCUUUGCCUGCGAGGAGUGUGAUAAGGUGUUUCCGAAGAACUAUCAACUGAAGCGCCACAUGGAGAUCCAUGACAGCACCUACUACAUGUGCCCGUACUGCGAUCGGUCCCCACUGAAGGCGAAAACCUCGGUUCGCAAACACCUGAACACGGUGCAUCCGGAGCGUGCCCCUCCCAAGGAGGAGAUGAACAAAUUCAUCUCAACCCUAGUGGUGAAAGACGAGCAGAUAUUGCGUGAGCUGUAUGCUAAAAACGAGCGCAAGAUCAGAAACAAAUGUGCCAAGCUACAGGCGAAGCAGCUGCAACAGCAGCAGCAAAUACAGCAACAGCAUCACCAGCAAACAUUGGAGCACAGUCUAAAUCAACAGGAGUCAUCGUUAAAUGCACAGGAACUGCUGAAUCAUGCGACCACAUACCACAGUGAUCAGCAUCACUCGCAGCAGAGUGGGUACGAAUCGAUCGGAAGCGUUGAACCCGGCAGUACAAAUGGAGGCGGCAGUGAAAUCCUGAGUGACGAUGAGGUGGCGGUUAAACGGAAAUCCAACGAAGCAGUGGAUGCAAUGCAAAGGAGCAGCAGCAGCAGUAGCAGCAGUGGCAUCAGCCAUUCGGACGAUCCCCGGAAAAAGAUCAAACUAGUGGAUGCCAGUGGACAGGAAAUGCGAUACAUCACCGCAACAACGGCAGCCGCGCCUGCCGGAAACGGUGUGCUGAAAUAUCUGCGGAAGAAAACGAUCGGCAUCGGUGAGGCCGGAAGUAGCGGCGGUGCGACUAACAACAACGGAACGCACGGUUCCACGAUGGACAAUCAGAUGAUACUGGACAAUUUGUUCGACAAUAUUUCCAUCGAGAACUACGAGUUCGAUGAUAACACGUCGAUACAGUCGUACAAUUUGUUGGACGAACGGUUGACGACAUCGUUCGAUCAGAUCCAGGAGAAACUGGAUGCCGAUCUGUCGUUCGACGGUGAGCAGUUGAAGUGGCAAAAUAAUCUGAUGACGAACGAUUCGUCAAACGAAAUCGGUGACAAGCUGCUGAAUGUGGAGGAAAAUAUUAUGCUGAUUUAGAGCGGUGGCUGGACAGGAAUAAGGGUGUGAACGAAAAGAGAGAAAAAGAGGAAGUGAAAGAUGCGUGGUUUAAAUGUCGUUUUUGUUUAUACGUUCUGCAUAUUUAUUUGUUGUAGGAUUACGUUUCUUUUAGAGUUUAAGCCUACAUCCAAGUGCUUUUCUGUUUCGUGCAUCGGCUUUUUCGUUUAUUUAACGAUAUCUAUAUUUAUUGCAUAUAUUUAUUAUGACUAUCAUGUGUGUCUGUACACAGAGAUGUACACCUGAAAACGGCCCGAUCCUGUGUAGAUUGAUCAGGCAUACAUACGUUAGGCGAAUGUGAGCAAGACGCUAUGAGAUAAGUUAUAUUUAUCUACGACUAGGGAAAACUCUUAGAGUGGACCGCCUGUUGCAGAAGUGACAAUAAGGUUGUCAAGCAGUCCAAGAGGUGACCGUUGAAUAGCACGUACAUUUUUUACCAAAAGCAGCAGGAACUGCGAUAUAUACAAUUCGGCCAUCGAUAAAAAUCAAUCGAACCGUUUUUCUAGAGUUCUUGUUGUUUCGUUUGUGUGUAGGUUAUUUCAUAAUGGUUGCUGUAGAAUUUUGCCCACUAUGGGGCUCGAUAUUUUGUGCAAAUGAAGCACAGCUAGUCGGAAAGUGCCAUUUCCACUACCCGCAUGCUGACCAUACAACCAAAACUUCCCCAAUACAUACAGGGUAGAUAGGGGCAAUGUGAUGUCCAUAAGAACGAAACGUUCCAAACCAUGUAGGAACAUUUAUAAAUUAUGCCACUUGUUAAAAUCUCACGAUUUGAAGCUCUAUUGAUCGCUGGUCAUUUUGUGAAUAUGCUUUAAUAAAGAUUUAUGUGGAAAAUUUACACUUUUAAAAUUCGUUCCGUUCCCGUCGAUCGAAAGUACUACUGGGCAAAAUGGGCCACCAUUCGGGACAAUACGACCAUGUUAGUUAAUUCAAUCAUUUAAGCAUGUUUUCGCUAGAAAAUAACGUAAAAAUUUUGUAAAACGAAAGUUUAUUCUAUUCUGCAACUAAAGCCUGUUUCAGUUAGAAUUUGGUCGCAUAAAGUAGGACAUUUCUUUGCAUAGAAAUAACGUACAAAAAUGUGAAGGAUACCUUUUUGUAGGUUUUCUAAUGAAUUUUGAGGGAAAAAUACAUGAAAAUUAUUCGUUAGCUCGUCCGAGGAAUUUUCGAACAUUUCGUCUAAUACCACCCAUCAUUUCCUAUUUAUAUUGUAAUAAAAUAUUUGCUGUCUUGUUCCACCACUUUUGAAUUUGAUCUGAUUUUUUAUGGUUCUGCCACAUUUCUUCAGUUUGCCUUUGAUAGUUGCCCUACAUCUCUCGAUGGAACGAAAAUCCGGACACUUUGAUGGAUUGAUAGUUUUGACGUAGGACUACGUCUUUCAUUUCUAGACUGGGGUGUAAAUUCAAAGUUUCGAAAACGAAAGCGUUACGCCGGAGCACGAGAUUUUGAGCGUUAAUAGCUCCCAAAAAAUUGAACGAAAUGAUAUGAUAAACACUUCAUUCAAAAGAUAAAAUGUCUACUCGUUGUAUACUUGUUCCUUUUUUAACAAAAAACUUGUUUAAAAAAAAAAAAGACGAGUGGGUAAUGUCGGGGACAUAACCGGAGUGACGUAGGACUAUACAAAGGGGACAGAUUUUGCUAAAUAUAUAUUUUAAAUAUACUGCUUUAUUUUCUUCUCCUACAUGAAUACUUACCUAUAUAACUGAAAAAUGGAUUAGUUUACUGUUCUUUAUGAACAUGUUGAACGUUCUGAAAAGAACUUUUGAUGUUGUGUUUCAAUUUUUUCUCACUAUCUUAUAGUUGCUUCUUGAUAUUUUUCUGAAGGAUUUGUACUUAUUAAAUGUUCAACGCCGGUCAUCUUUUGGCGUAUGCACAUAUCGUACAAUCAAAAUGAUGGCUAUGAUAGGGAAUGCAUAGUGGUCCUCAGCUCAUUCACUAUCAUAUAUUUCACUAUUGAGCACAUUACCGUAACUUAAACUGUGGCUUCGGAGACGAAUGAAUUGUAAGAUUUGUAGUCUCCGCAAACAAAAUAAAUAAAAAUGAAAAAGAACUGAGGUUUUGGAGACGAACUCUACGAUCUGUCGAGAAAUAGACGAGCUAUAAGCGUUCUGAAAAACCAACAGUGAAUACAGGGACGGAUGACCUUCGGAUUAAAGUCCUUUAAAAUAAGAACAGAGCAGCAGGAAAUACAUAGCUCAUCAUGUUGCUCCUUAGUUAUGUUUCUAUACAAUGCAGAUGUAACCUCAGUCAAUUUUCAACAUCAGUUAUCAACCAAAGAAAGCAGUUCUUGCUACCACGAAAAUUCGUGAAUGCCAUCAUGCAUACAAUGUGUUGUAAUUUGAAGCCAUUUUUAAUUCGGGAACCAUGCAACUUUUGAUAACUCCUCUUUAAAAGGUUUAAUGGCCCUGAAAAGCGCCGUGUUUUACGGUGGCUGGUUUUGCCACCAAAACAGUUUGUAUAAAGAACGAAACUUUUUUCUUCUGCUACCUGCUGCCGUUUUGCUAUUGCGUUUGUCACUCGCCACUCGCUGCAACUGUCUGUUGUCUCGAUGUCCACCGAACCGAAUGUGUUCUGUUCUGAAUGCGGGUUUUCUUAUCGUCACGAGCAGCAUUGCCAGCUAACUCGAUCACUUCGGCGGCCGAAACUAUAUAACGCCGGCUAGGUGGACUGGUGCACUAGUACUAAGGUGCUCGGCUUAGCUACCCUUGCGGGGAACUCCAGACCAACACGGUUCGAGCGGGAUUUUGCCUUUCCCUUCACUUUUCCUCCUUUGCCAUAUCCAACCAUGGCUGCUUGUGUUGGUUUGUUGAUGUGAUGUGAUGCGAAACGAUAUGGUGUACGGUUUGGAUGAGAAUGAUCGUUACGGAAGGAAGGAAGGUAUUGUAUUAUAGAGACUUUAAACUUUUUCAGUUCAUUCGUCUCUAGCCUUGAGAAAGGCCCUUUAAAAACUCUACCCUACUCUACUCCAGCGCUACCAUCUCCACCCUCUUGCCUUGAGAAAGGCACUCGAUCCCUCGCCGUCCAGCUCGUCCAGCAACGAUGUUGUCCAGUCGGUGUCCACACAAAGAAUGAUCGUUACUGCAGCGGAGCGGGGAUUUUUAAGCUGACUGGCUGGCUCGAGAAUUACGCAUGUGUGAGACUGCGACCAAUGUUUCGUUCAUUUUUUUCUUUUUCCUUUCCAAUCGUGCUUCAUUCUAUUUCGCUGCUGCUCUGGUUGCCCGUUUUGGUCGGUACGAUUUGAGGAGCACAAAAUGGACCAAUCAAAAAUGGGCACAUAGGGCAUUUGGACAAUGCUUGAUAUUUAACAAUUAUUCAAUUAUUUAUCUCAAGAAAAAUGAAAUGUUAUUCGUUAUGAUAGAUGCGUAGAUAUAUUUCCUAUCGAUUGAUGCAAAAACCUUCGCGAUCUAUUGAGAAAUGCUCGAGUUAUAAGCGUUCCAAAUCUUGCAUUUUUUCCUACUUGUUCAGUGCCUAGAUUUCCAUUUCACCCCCUAUAUCUUCCGGUUAGACGUAGUCCUACGUCAAAAAUUGCUUUCAAAACAGGCUAUUGAAAUCACCAAUCGGUAUACAAGCGAGCGCCGCUCGGAAGUCCACUCAGUUAUAAUUGAACAGAGAUUGGAGCAUGUUGUCGCUGUUGUGGCGAAGCUAACUUCGUUCAUCAUGAAAGCGCUGAUGAACGGUGUCACGAAGAGCCUGUUUGUGCACUUUAGGUCAGAAGGGAAUCCAUCGGAAGGAGAGUGACGCCACUGAAAAGGCGACCAAGAAGGUAACAGCAUCGAAAAUUGGUUCCGCUUGAGGCAUCGGAGCAGCCGCCACACACACACAUACAUACACGCGCGCAACUCUUUUCGUUUGGUGGUUAUCGAGUUAGCAUUAACCACUGGCGGGCAUGGAGAAUUGAAAAUUACAUUCAAGUGAAAGUGUUUAUUUUAAUGUUUUCUAUUCAUAUAAUACUGCGAUCAAAUGCAUUUCGUUUUGUGAUUUUUCAAUCAAGUUAUUCUUCCUCAUCAGUAGAAUAUUUUCGUAUCCAAUAUUGUGCCUCCAACGUAACGCUUCCCCCAAAUAUUCAUUUAUUCAGAAUGGAUUCAGAUUCAACUUCAAGCAAAUGAUUACUAAAUCAAUGAUAGUUCUACGUCAACCUUGCGGUCAUACCACAUAUAUAGCCCACUUCCUGUUUUUUUUUUCAAUGAAAUCGAUCUUGUUCUCUUUAUACCACUUGGCGACAUCCCGGAUGUAAUGGAAGCUUACCAAGUCUCGCCAGAACUUCACCGAACCUUAGUGUGAUAGAAUAAAUGUCAAAAUUUUAUUCUGGAGACACUCCUUCUUGUAAACACCUUGAAUUUGUUACCGGCUAUUUGUCCGAAAUCAAUUUUUCAUAUGGGUAGAGGGGGCAAAUUGGUCAUGGGGGGCAAAGUGGUAGUUUAACUAUUGACUCUAGAUGUCAUAUUGUUUGAAGAAUUUAAUGACUGUACCAGUAGAAUUGUCGCAUGUCAAAAUACAAAUACAAAAAGAAAUUGCUCUCUCGAUAGCCAUUCGGCCGUACGUGCGCAUGGAUCUAAAGAAUUUCUCGUGAAAUUUAUUUUGUUCAAUCUGAUAUAUUGGACAAAUCAAAAAACGCAUAAAUCUAUCCCGUUUAGCUUGAUAUGUGCGAGUGACCACUUUGCCCCCACUUGGUGACCACUUUAUCCCAAAGCAAAAAAAAAAUGUUCGAAUUUUCCCCUUUUUUCUAAUGAUGGAAAUUGUACUAUUUCGAAUUUUUAUAGUAAAAACCGUUUGCCAUCUUGAAGAACAAUGAGUUGAACUAUAAUAUUCUUCGAGAAACGGGAAUUGAAUCGAUAUGUGGACGCUGAAAAUGGGCAUAUUCCUUAGGAGGACCACUAUGCUCCCACUUCCCCUAUGUUUCAUCGUCCAUAAAAGCAAAAAGAGCCCAGGAUUGUUAUGGACUGCUCGAAUCCCUCUUGCUCGCACAUUCCGGUCAUAUGUUGCACUUCAACACUUGAUUGGUUUCGCCCGAUCCAACGUAAGGGUCUCCCGGUAACGAGUACGGUAUUUACAGUCUAUUUUUAAAAUUUCAGGAAUUUUGCAAUCUUUCCUCCUGACCACAUCGGGUACUCAACGUGAGUGUGCAGAAUUUUUUCCCGCGUUCCAUCGUCGAUAACUUUUGAAUGUGAUGAGAUUUUGAUAACUGAAUUUACAUAAACAUAAACCGAAACUACACUGUCAAUAUUUUCUCGGUGUGACAACCAGGGGUGCUUCAGUGAAUAAAAAUAAGCGACCAAAUUCUAACUGAAACACACUUUAUCAUGAUUAUUACAUUGGAUUUAAUUCAGUUUGCAUUAAAAAACGGAGUUUUUUUCGGAU